AUGUACCUCACAUUCUUUCCUUGUGGCAACUCUGGUAUGUACCCUCACAUUCUUUCCUUGUAUCCGCUAUGGUAUGUACCUCACAUUCUUUCCUUGUUCGCUCUGUGUCAUAUUCUCUUGUAUGCUCUGGGUACGUACCUCACACAUUCUUUCCUUGUAUCGCUCUGUUAUCUUACCUCCACAUUCUUUCCUUAUAUCGCUCGCUGGUAUGUACCUCACAAAUUCUUUCCUUGUAUCGCUCUGUUACAUACCUCACACAUCUUUCCUUGUAUCGCUCCAAGUCACAAAUUUUUCCUUGUACCUCACAUUCUUUCCUUGUAUCGCUCUAGGUAUGUACCUCACAUUCUUUCCUUGUAUCGCUAUGUACCUCCAUCGCUGUUACCUACACAUUCUUUCCUUGUAUCGCUCUGGUAUGUACCUCCACAUUCUUUCCUUGUGUCGCUCCUGGUAUGUACCUCACACAUUUUUCCUUGUAUCGCUCUGGUAUGUACUUUCCUUGUAUCAACUCUGAGUAUGUACCUCACAUUCUUUCCUUGUAUCGCUCUGGUAUGUACCUCACACAUUUCUUUCCUUGUAUCGCUCUGGUAUGUACCUCACACAUUCUUUCCUUAUGGUCGCUCUCACACAUUCUUAUACCUCCACACAUUCUUUCCUUCCUUGUGUCGCUCUGGUAUGUACCUCACACACUCAUACUUUCUUUUAUAUCGCUCUGGUAUGUACCCUCACACUUUCUUUCCUUGUAUCGCAAUUAUGUACCUCCACACAUUCUUUCUUAUCGCUCUGGUAUCUUACCUCACAUUCUUUCAUUGUAUCGCUCUGGUAUGUACCUCAGACAUUCUUUCCUUGUAUCGCUCUGGUGUGUACCUCACAUUCUUUCCUUGUAUCAACUCUUGUAUGUACCUCAGACUUUCUUUUCCUUAUGUCAUCUGGUAUGUACCUCACAUUCUUUCCUUAUAUCGCUCUGGUAUACUUACCUCCACAUUCUUUUCCCUUCAUCAUCUGGUAUAUACCCUCACAUUCUUUCCUUAUCGCUCUAGUAUACCUCCCACAUUCUUUCCUUGUAUCCUUUCACAUUUCUGUUGUAUCGCUCAGGUAUGUACCUCACACAUUUCUUUCCUUGUAUCGCUCUGGUAUGUACCUCACACAUUCUUUUCCUUGUGUCGCUCUAGUAUGUACCUCACAUUUCUUUCCAUGUGUCGCUCUAGUAUACUUACCUCACAUUUCUUUCCUUGUAUCGCUCUGGUAUGUACCUCCCACAUUCUUUCCUUGUAUCGCUCUGGUAUGUACCUCACACAUUCUUUCCUUUAUCGCUCUGGUAUGUACCUCAGACUUUCUUUCCUUAUAUCGCUCUGGUAUGUACCUCACACUUUCUUUCCUUGUAUCGCUCUAGGUAUACCUCACACAUUCUUUCCUUGUAUCGCUCUGGUAUGUACCCUCACAUUCUUUCCUUGUAUCGCUCUGGUAUGUACCUCACAUUCUUUCCUUGUUCGCUUGUGUCACAUCUUUCUGGUAUGUACCUCACACAUUCUUUCCUUGUAUUCUUUGUAUGUACCUCACGCAUUUCUUUCCUUAUGUCCUCUGGUAUGUACCUCACACUUUUCUUUUCUUAUAUCGCUCUCGCCUGGUAUGUACCUCACAUUCUUUCAUUAUAUCACCUCCCACGCUCUAGUAUGUACCUCACACAUUCUUUCCUUGUGUCGCUCUGUUAUGUACCUCACACAUUCUUUCCUUGUAUCGCUCUGGUAUUCUUUACCUCCAUUCUUUCCUUGCUCCAGCAAGCUCUGGUAUCGUUGUACCACUCCUCACAUUCUUUCUUGUGUCGCUCUGGUAUGUACCUCACACUUUCUUUCCUUGUAUCGCUCUUUUAAUGUACCUCACACAUUUUCUUUCUUUGUAUCAUGGUAA
Molecule: messenger RNA, 1905 nt
Organism: Acanthosepion pharaonis
Lineage: Eukaryota; Metazoa; Mollusca; Cephalopoda; Sepiida; Sepiidae
Source: the annotation of a GenBank genome assembly